AUGUUAUCGCAUAAUUCGAAUCACGAAAAAACACCUGUAUGUGAAAAUUUUCCUAGCAAUACAACCGAUGGCAUCAUCAAACCUUCUUUACCUCCGUUUAUUUCAAAUAUUUUAGACCAGUUAACCGAUGAAGAACUUAAACGUUGUUUAGAAUCUGUCUUGUUAGACAGAGAAUCGGAACUAUUAGAAUCUCAGUCAGCCUGUAAAGAUGCACAGAAUGAGGCCGUAGAGUCACGGAAACAGUUAGUCAAACUUGAACUUGAAUUGGCAAAUAUUAAAAGCGCCGCAGAAAUGUUGAUGACUGAACAUGAGGAUGCCUUAUUAACCUUGAAAAGACAGUACGAUGAAGAGUUGUCCUCGCUGCUGAUAGCUUCUGAACAGGGUUAUUUACAUCAGUUUAUAGAUGGCCAAUGUUCAAACGAUACAUCACAUUCAUCACCAACUGAAAAUGAGAAUUCUCAAAGUUUAGCUAAUCAAGCAUUGGAUAAAGUAGAGAAAUUAGUUCGACGUGUUGGUCAUAAAGCACUAACAAAUAAUUUUAUUUUAAACAAAUCCACUGUUUCAUCUUUUUGGGCAAAUCAUGACAUUGGUUCAAACAAAGAGGAGGAUAAUGAUGAUGACUAUAUACGAGCAAUAAUUGAACCUUACGAAACAGAAAUUACACGUCUACAACAAAUUUUGAUCAAUGCUUCGAUUCCAUUCACUAAGACAACAUUACAUCCUAAUUCAGCAACAAGUUAUAAGUUAUCAGAGGAGAAAAUUGUCAAUAAAAUUUCUCAUAAUUCAAAUAUGAAGAUAGAAAUUUCUGGAAACUAUAUUGACGAUAACAAUAAUAAUAAUAAUAUGGUUGAUCCUGCUAGUAAUCCGAGUAAUACAAUUCAGAGAUCAUGUGACCAAAUGACAGAAAAGCAUUCUAUGCACAAAUCACCUGAUAAUUGUAAUGAUCAUAUCAAUUCGGAUGAUGACAGAAAUACUCAAUCGACUGUUGUCACACAACCAAUUUGUGCUCAUUCUACAUCUUUUGAAGGGCAAAUCUACCUAACCGAUACAAUGAAAAAUUUACAAAAACAGCUUUCCACCGUUAAAAAUGAAUUAGAUUUGAAAAGCCACGCUUUGAAAGUUGCUACAGAUCGUCAAUUAGAAUUGGAAAAUGCCCUUAAAACUCAAGUUGCAGAACAAACAUCUAAAAUAGAAAAAAUUAGUACAAUUUCUAAUCAGUUGGGUCAACGAUUAGAUGUUUUGCUGUUAAACUACCAGUCUUAUCGCGAAACAACUGAAAAAGAAAUAUCCAGUUUAUUAGUUGAGCGUAAAAUUGCUAGUACAAAUCUAGAAAUUCUUCGUUCACAUUAUGAUGCUCUUGUUGGUAGACGUUCACAAGCUGCUAUUGAAUUAAGUAGACAACCAAUUCAAUUACCAAAUGAGAAAGAUGAAUUAGAACAUUUGGCGUUAAAAUUAUAUGAAGAAAACUUAUCAUUUCGUGAAGCACGUGAUCAUUUAGAAGAAUGUUUAAAGAAGGAAACUGAAACUCACAGAGAACAGCUAGCAAAUGAACAACAAGAGCGUAUUAAUUUUGAAUCGUCAAUUCUACAAGAAUUGGAAGAUGCACGUAGACGUCUAGCUGAUCUUGCCAGUAUUACAACUGAACGUGAUAAUGAAACUGUUUUAAGACAGAAAUGUGAAGAUGAAUUAAAAAUGUCCAAAUCUAAGUUGAAUGAAAUACAGGCUAAAUAUGAACUGACUGAAACUAAUUUAACUGAAGCUCAGAAAAGAAUUAUUGAUCUACAAGAUCAAGUUAUUCGAUUGCAAAAUGAUUUAGACAAUGUGGAAUCGGUUCAAGCUGAUUUUGUUCGUUUGUCACAAAAUUUACAAGUUCAACUGGAAAGAUUGAGACAACAAGAUCAAGAAAACACUAUGCCAGCUGGACCAUUUGGUCAUCCGGCUGUUGUAUGUGAUGUAUGCCAUACUUUGUUGAAUAAAAAUAUUGCUCCGUAUUUCAGCACAACAUCAUUAAAUAAUAAUAAUAAUAAUAAUAAUAAUAAUAAUAAUGGUAAUAAUAAUCAAAGGGAUCACUUUCCAUCUUCUAAACGUUUCAGUUUGUCAUCGCCUACACAAUCCUCAACUAAUCUAUCAACUAAACCUUCUUAAUAACACUUAUUCAUUAUUCAUCCUUUCAUAAUAUCAAAUUACUACUGUUUUGUUUCUGCUCUUUCGUUUAAAUUUCUCUUCUAAUCUAACUGAUCUAUAAUAAAUUGUUUGAGCUGUCAUAAAUUAAUUGCAUAAUCUUUACACUUUUUUACUUCACUUCCUUCACAGUGUAUACACAAAUUAAUUAUUAUAUAUUAUUUUGCCUUUUUAUGUAUUUAUUACUGUUUUAAUGUUUACUUUAUACUUCUUUGAAUUAUUUCUUCAUGUAGACUUGUACGUGUGUAUGUGAAUCCCAUACGCUAAUGAGUUUGUGUUCAUGUGAUGACAGAAAUCGUCACAUAACCGUAUUUGUGCGUUUUUUUUUUGUAUGAACUCAAUCGAGUUUGUAUAUUUAUGUUACUUUUGUUUUAUUCAUUUAAAUAUUGACUGUACCAUCUUAUUAUUAUUAUUAUUAUUACUUUCACUAUUAUUAUUAUUAUACAUACAUGUCUUUCAAACUUAAUGUUUGUGUCCGUUUAUUUGGUUUUCUUCAUCAGCAAGAUGUGCUACUUUGUUUUCAUUUCAGUAGUAUAAAAUAUGUAUUCGUUUUGUUUUGAAAAAGCACACAUUAGUUUGCCUAUACGAGUAUUAGCAUGAAAUUUAUCAAUUAUUCUAUUCAUAUUAAACAUAAUAAGAAACUAUUCCAUUCUUACUUAUUUAUCUAUUUUUUCGAUAUGUUGAUUAUGUUAUACAUGAUCACGUAUCAAUCAUUUUUGACGGUUUAUAUGAUAGUGUGAACAAAAGUUCUUUAGAUUUGUAUGAAUUUAAUUCAUUUCUUACUUUUUGAAUCGCUAGCUGAGGAAAAAACAGACUUAACAAGGAGAUUUAAAUAGGCAAUAGUGAAACGUGUCCGUCGAAUGUAUAGGUGUGGUUAAUAAAAUGUAAGUUGAAAAGUCAACUAUUUCUGUUUUCUUCCUCACACGCUUCCUGAUCCUAACAAUAUAGGUAUUUGUUAUGAUUGUGGAAAAAGCUUCUGAUUGUUUCAACGCGACAAAUCUGACAUGUUAUCGAGAUUGCAAAUCAAUGUAAGACAAAGAGCCAUUGAAUGAAUGGACAGCUGUUUAGCCCCAGUGUGAAAUUACUUAGCAACGAAUAUCUACGACCCCUUACCAGAGGUUAAACCUAACACUUUGAAUCUCUCGCUCGGUCGAUUAAUCUCUAGAUCACUGAGCCGGGAUCUCUUGGUAUACAAGGCUAACUUCAAUCCAAUCUUGCUGUCGUGCGACUAUAUUCCAUUGUAUGCGGUGGGUACCUUUCUCACAUCUGACAUGAGUAGACUCCAGUGGCCACGGCUUCUGAUUGAAACUCCAGGAAUUCUCUCUCGGAUCUAAUCAACACAUGAUGUGGCUCGGUGUUUGGAAGAACAGUAACACUAGACGAAACCUUACUCAUGAUCCAAUCACUGAUUUACAUUUAUAUCAUUGCAGUUAGUAAAGAUGGGCGCCUUUUUUAUUCAGGAAUAUCAUAUCAUUUGAUAUUCACCAUUUUUGUAUCUGUAGUUGAACUUCUUAAUCUUGGCACUGAUGAACUGCAAAUCAUAGUAGAUAAUGACUUGUAUUACAGCGCACUUGAUUAGCCGUAUUUGAUGUGAUUAAUUUCAUUUACCUUAUCAUUGUCAAUGGUUGUUAUAGUAGGUCUCCAGUUUAUUUGAUUUCGCUCAAAUUGAUUUGUGCGUAUACAAAAUGACAAUGUUUCUAUAUCAUUCAGAUCAUAACGUGUAUAGAUUUUCACACACACACAGAUGUGAUCAUUUAAAUCGUUUUCAUUGACGAACUCCUCCUGUCUAAAGAAUUUUUGUUUAAAAUUUUCGGCAGUUUCCUCUGAAUAGUCAUGAACUAUCUUAUGUCUUACUGUUUAAACUCAAAAUAAACAUCUAUGUUUUUUUACAGAGACUGCUUAGUAAAUAAUUAUUUUGUGACAAUAUGAUCAGAAAAAUUAAUGUUUCCCAAUGUUUAAA
This is a messenger RNA of Schistosoma mattheei, 4141 nucleotides long. NCBI's taxonomy places the organism in Eukaryota, Metazoa, Platyhelminthes, Trematoda, Strigeidida, Schistosomatidae. The record is from the annotation of a GenBank genome assembly.